AUGGACGACGCCCAGCCGAUAACAGAAAUGAGAGGAAGCCAUAUUCUUGGAGAAGCCAUCGAAGCAAUUGCUGCAGAGCUCUCAGCUUCUCCUGCGACGUCGAAAGGUGCUCUGGAGAACCUGGAGGCCCAUUUCAAUCUAAUUUAUUCGAAGUGGCUCGAGUACACGAAGGGGCCAUACAUCACCAGUACCAAUCGAGUGUAUGGCAAAAAUGCUGCCGCUGAACAUGCGAAAUUCUUCGAGUGGCUUCGAGCCGACCCUGAUAUGAGAGGUCGCGCUGAUGCGAUGCUCCGGAAUUUGUUUGCUAAAUCCGGGGUUAAUUUCGCAUUGUCAAUUUUGGAGAAGUGGGCGUCGUCGAAGCUGAACCCUCGAGACGCGUAUCAAAUGAUGCCCAUUUCAUCAGCGAAACGUUUGGAGGUUGGUGCCUCGUGGACUGACAACGAAUGGUCCGACUAUUGUGAAAAGCUCGCGGACUGGCUGUACUAUAUCGAGAUAUACCGACAAGUUCCGGGGCACGAGGACUUCACUGACGCUGAUGCUCUUCGCCUACUGACGAACAACGACAAAUGGGUGGCGCGGGAAUUGGUUGCUCGCUUAAAGAACGACAUUGAGAUGGAGCUAUACGGAAACCGACUGUUUCCAGCUCUGGACGGCUUGUAG
This is a messenger RNA of Hyaloperonospora brassicae, 660 nucleotides long. NCBI's taxonomy places the organism in Eukaryota, Oomycota, Peronosporomycetes, Peronosporales, Peronosporaceae. The record is from the annotation of a GenBank genome assembly.